AAGUCAGGGAGGACACGAUGAGAAACCACAUGCAGCCGGGGGACCCUGCAGGAGAAGACGACGAGGAGGAGGACAUGGACCUGGUGGCGGAAGCCGAGGCCGUGGCCGCGGGCUGGAUGCUGGACUUCCUCUGCCUCUCUCUCUGCCGGGCCUUCCGCGACGGCCGCUCUGAGGACUUCGAGCGGACCCGCGACAGCGCCGAGGCUAUUAUUCAUGGACUAUCCAGUCUUACAGCUUCUCAGAUGAGAACUAUAUACAUAUGUCAGUUCUUGACAAGAAUUGCAGCAGGAAAAUCCCUUGAUGCACAGUUUGAAACUGAUGAGCGUAUUACCCCCUUGGAAUCAGCCCUGACAAUUUGGGCCUCAAUUGAAAAGGAAAAUGACAAACUUCAUAAAGAAAUACAGAAUUUAGUUAAAAUUCAGGCUAUAGCUGUUUGCAUGGAAAGUGGCAGUUUUAAGGAAGCAGAAGAAGUAUUUGAAAGAAUAUUUGGUGACCCAAAUUCUCACAUGACUUUAGAACGGAAGUUGCUGACAAUAAUCUCUCAGAAAGAUACAUUCCACCCCUUUUUUCAACACUUCAGCUAUGAUUGCAUGAUGGAGAAAAUUAAGACUUAUGUGAAUUAUAUUCUAGAUGAAAAAUCAUCAACUUUUCUAAUGAAGGCAGCAACAAAAGUAGUGGAAAAUGGAAAAACAAGAACAAUACAUGCUAAAGUUAAGCCCAAUAGUGGAAAUAAUGACCCAGAAACUGAAGUUAAUUUGGAUAAAGAAAAAAGGUCUCACAAGAAUCUCUUACUUAAGUUGAAGCAUGGAAGCAGGCAACAAGAGUUUAAUGAGACAGAGAAAAGAGGGGGAACGCUUCAAAAUGAAAAACAGAAGAGAGGAGGAAUAGCCAAUCAAAAUAAGAGAUAUAUUUCAAAUAGCCCAGUAACUGCUGGAAAACAGAAACUUAGGAAAAAACAGGCAUGGCUUUGGGAAGAGGACAAGAAUUUGAUAUCUGGUGUGAGGAAGUAUGGAGAAGGAAGCUGGGCUAAAAUACUAUCACGUUAUAAGUUCAACAACCGGACAAGUGUCAUGUUAAAAGACAGAUGGAGAACUAUGAAGAAACUAAAACUGAUUUGCUCAGACAAUGAACACUGAAUGUGAUUGCCAGAGCUUUAUUAAAAAGACUGUAAAAUACUAUUGACCACUACAUGUUCUUUAAAAUUUGGUGGAGAUUGAUGUAUCUUAAAAUUAUUAUUUAAAGCAUUAUUUUUCUGUGAAAAUUUAAUGACAAUUUGUGCUAUGGUGGUAAAGUUACAAGCCAUCAUUGUACUCAAGAAUGUUUAUGCAAUAUGAAUACCUUGAACUUUACUUUCAAUAUAAUUCCAUAUCCUCUUUUAGUACAAAAGUAAAACCAGAUAAGAGAAAAUAAGUAUUUCUAAGAGGGGAAGCAUGGAUUUUUAUUUACUUACUCUGUCUGUAGGCUAACCUUAACCUUAUAAGAUGCCAUGUAAAAGUGAAUAUUGAGGUUGUCCUUCAAUAUGAAAUAAUUAUUUGACUUU
Jaculus jaculus (lesser Egyptian jerboa) is the source of this 1540-nucleotide messenger RNA. Its product is annotated as telomeric repeat-binding factor 1-like. The record is from RefSeq and is a predicted model, not a curated record. The transcript has a single exon. Gene Ontology annotation, molecular function: telomeric repeat DNA binding; protein homodimerization activity. Bases 18 to 1136 code for a protein of 372 amino acids. Gene Ontology annotation, cellular component: nucleus; chromosome, telomeric region. Lineage: Eukaryota; Metazoa; Chordata; Mammalia; Rodentia; Dipodidae. Gene Ontology annotation, biological process: telomere maintenance.